Phacochoerus africanus (Common warthog) is the source of this 2708-nucleotide messenger RNA. RefSeq names its product atlastin GTPase 1 (gene ATL1). Gene Ontology annotation, molecular function: GTPase activity; GTP binding. The transcript has 13 exons. The record is from RefSeq and is a predicted model, not a curated record. Bases 137 to 1798 code for a protein of 553 amino acids. Gene Ontology annotation, biological process: endoplasmic reticulum organization; protein homooligomerization. NCBI's taxonomy places the organism in Eukaryota, Metazoa, Chordata, Mammalia, Artiodactyla, Suidae.
CGGCACAGCAACAUCCUCAGAGCCUGUGCGAACUGCGCCCAGCGCGGGCACAGAGCCUCCCACCUCCAGGAACCUACGCCCGGGAGAAGAGCGAGCGCAGUGACAGCGCCUUGCCGCCACCAGUCCCCAGACCACCAUGGCGAAGAGCCGCAAGGACAGAAACAGUUGGGGUGGGUUUUCAGAAAAGGGAUAUGAAUGGAGCUCAGAAGAGGAAGAGCCAGUGAAAAAGGCAGGACCAGUCCAAGUCCUCAUUGUCAAAGAUGACCAUUCCUUUGAAUUAGAUGAAACUGCACUAAAUCGAAUCCUUCUUUCGGAGGCUGUCAGGGACAAGGAGGUCGUUGCAGUAUCUGUGGCUGGAGCAUUUAGAAAAGGAAAAUCAUUCCUGAUGGAUUUCAUGUUGAGAUACAUGUACAACCAGGAGUCCGUUGAUUGGGUUGGAGAUUACAAUGAGCCAUUGACUGGUUUUUCAUGGAGAGGUGGAUCUGAACGAGAGACCACAGGAAUCCAGAUAUGGAGUGAAGUCUUCCUUAUCAAUAAACCUGAUGGUAAAAAGGUUGCAGUGCUGUUGAUGGAUACUCAGGGAACCUUUGACAGUCAGUCAACUUUGAGAGAUUCGGCCACAGUAUUUGCCCUUAGCACAAUGAUCAGCUCAAUACAGGUAUAUAACUUAUCACAAAAUGUCCAGGAGGAUGAUCUUCAGCACCUUCAGCUUUUCACUGAGUAUGGCAGACUGGCAAUGGAGGAAACAUUCCUGAAGCCAUUUCAGAGUCUGAUAUUUCUUGUUCGAGAUUGGAGUUUCCCAUACGAAUUUUCAUAUGGAGCUGACGGGGGCUCCAAAUUCUUGGAAAAACGCCUCAAGGUCUCAGGGAACCAGCAUGAAGAACUACAGAAUGUUCGAAAACACAUACAUUCCUGUUUCACCAAAAUUUCCUGUUUUCUGCUACCUCAUCCUGGCUUAAAAGUAGCUACCAAUCCAAACUUCGAUGGAAAACUGAAAGAAAUAGAUGAAGAAUUCAUCAAAAACUUGAAAAUACUCAUUCCUUGGCUACUCAGUCCUGAGAGCCUAGAUAUUAAAGAAAUCAAUGGGAACAAAAUCACUUGCCGAGGUCUGGUGGAGUACUUCAAGGCUUAUAUAAAGAUUUAUCAAGGUGAAGAAUUACCACAUCCCAAAUCCAUGUUACAGGCCACAGCAGAAGCUAACAAUUUAGCAGCCGUGGCAACUGCCAAGGAUACAUACAAUAAAAAAAUGGAAGAGAUUUGUGGUGGUGACAAACCAUUUCUGGCCCCUAAUGACCUGCAGACCAAACAUCUGGAGCUUAAGGAAGAAUCUGUGAAGCUAUUCCGAGGGGUGAAGAAGAUGGGUGGAGAGGAAUUUAGCCGGCGUUAUCUCCAACAGUUGGAGAGUGAAAUAGAUGAACUUUACAUCCAGUACAUCAAGCACAAUGAUAGCAAAAACAUCUUCCAUGCAGCUCGUACCCCAGCCACACUGUUUGUUGUCAUCUUUAUCACAUAUGUGAUUGCUGGUGUGACUGGAUUCAUUGGUUUGGACAUCAUAGCUAGCCUCUGCAAUAUGAUAAUGGGACUGACCCUCAUCACUCUGUGCACCUGGGCAUACAUCCGGUACUCUGGAGAAUACCGAGAGCUGGGCGCCGUAAUAGACCAAGUGGCUGCAGCCUUAUGGGACCAGGCUUUAUACAAGCUUUACAGUGCAGCAGCAACCCACAGACAUUUGUAUCAUCAAGCUUUUCCUGCACCAAAGUCAGAAUCUACCGAACAAUCAGAAAAGAAGAAAAUUUAAUCCAAACUUUAAAGAUACAGGUGCAUGACCAAAAUGUCAAUUAAAUAUUGUUUUAUGUCUCCAUGCAAACAUUCAAAGUGCUUCCAUCAGAACAGAGUAAAACACCAAGCACCUCUGAAGAUUGCAAAAGGGUUUUAGUUCUUUUACUUCAGUGUUUAAUAAGCAGAUGUAUAUAUGCAUGGUUAUAUCAUUUGGUUAACAUGUACAGUUUCCUGAUUUAGUCUUCAAAUAUGCUGUUAUAAUUUAAAGAGUUUGUCUAUUUAUGGUAACAGUACCUGUGUUCUGCUUGAAUUUACUGAAUUCUACUAUCAGGUUAUAGUUAAACCAUGUAGUAAUACUACUCCACAUUUGGAUAUGCUCAUUUUAUUUCUAUAGAAGAAUUUUUAAAUUAUUCACAUUGUCAUUUGUUAAAGAAUUGCAUAACUCCCGUAGGCUUGAUUCAACCUAUACCAUCUUACAUAUCCCAUUGGCUUUUAUUUUAAAAGACAUUUAAAAGAGCUUUUCAGUUGCUUUAUCAAAAACUAUAUAUUGCUUCUUUUAUAUUAUGAUUUAAUAUAGCAUAUAAACCUCUUGAUCAAAAAAUGCACAAAAAAAUCACUUUGUAUAUGUAUUUGAGUUUCACUGCAUUGUAUAUUUUUUCAUUUGGUACACAGAGAAAUGUAUUCAUUAUAGGUUUAUUCUUUUAACAUGUGAACUAUUAUUAAAGUUUACUCUGGUUCCUAAGGUUAAAAACAACUGAAUUUGGAAAUGCUUGGGAGGCACUGAUAGAGAAGGAUGGUUUUGCUCUUUUUUAAAAAAAUUUCAAAAUGCAUUUUCUUUAAUGUUGACACCAUUACAAAUUUAGAUAUCCAUUUUAAAAGGUACCCUUUUAAGUACCUUCCAGUUCUUUUAAACCAGUGAUUCUGUAUUG